Messenger RNA from Trachymyrmex septentrionalis, 6537 nucleotides. RefSeq lists its product as uncharacterized. Gene Ontology annotation, cellular component: membrane. Bases 2129 to 3568 code for a protein of 479 amino acids. The record is from RefSeq and is a predicted model, not a curated record. Lineage: Eukaryota; Metazoa; Arthropoda; Insecta; Hymenoptera; Formicidae. The transcript has 4 exons.
CAUUCUCUUCUCUCCAUUCCUAUAUCUUGUGAUAUACAGUAUAACCGAUGCCUACGUAUCUCCGUUCUAUACUUUCUUUCUCUCUACUCUCUCCCUCUCUUUCGCACUUCUACUACAUCCGGUGGUAACAUAUGGUAGGACAUUUUUAUCUCUCCACCUCUUCCUUCCACCUCAGCUCUAUUUCUACGUAUUCAACGCUGUGCUUGGGGAUGCGCGCACCCUCCCACGAGAGAGACCUUAUCGGUCAGACCUAUUUCCCGCGACGACAGUGCUCCGUUUCAGUCUCGUGAAACAAGAUCGAUCUUGUCUCCCCUUAUGUGGCAUAAAAUAGUGGUAUUGGAAUACGAAUUUAUUCUCUGUGACGGCUAGCGGUUACUGGAUCGAAGCGGAGCCCACUUCGUCCACUUCCGAUCGUCCGCCCUUGUACACUCCCUUCGCGUGUCUUUCCUCUAUCUAUCAGUUUGCCUUGCGACGGUGGUGGCAGAGUCUCUUUAAUUCUCGCGCCAGUCUGGUUGCCUAUUUCGGGCGCUGUUCAUGGUGGUGAACACCCCCGUGAUUCACGUAUCCCCGGGUUCCCUCGUAUUCUCUGCGCCGAUAGAGUAUAGAGCAAAAAAGAGAGAGAGAGAGAGAAACCGCAAGAUAGACAAGAAAUAGAUAGGUAAAGAAAGCUGCGCGUGUCCGUCUGGAACAUCCAUCCCAUGCGUCAGGCGCGCGGGGUGAGAAGCGUCGAGCGUCGUGGCUGCAGCGUCGUGACGACGACGACGACGAUGACGACGACGGCGACGACGACGACGACGCCGACGACGACGCUCGGUCGCGCGCACGAGCUCUCGGCUCUGCGUGAUCAGUGGCAGUGAGAAGCAGCGCGUCGCGUCGCGUCGCGCCGCUCCACGAAGCGUCGUACGAGCGACAUGCGCUACGGUUGGCGGCGGCCUUGUCAAGUGUCGACUGUGACCAGGAGGACGGGGACGAGGCCGAGGCCGAGGCCGAGGACGAGAACGAGAACGUCAACGACGAGGACCAGGACAACGAAAACGGGAAUAACGCCGGUAACGAGGAAACCGAGAACAAAGGCGACGACGUCAAGGUAUUGGUGGUGAGAGAGACGUCACGAGGUGUACGGGACGCAUAACGAGGAAACCCGGGCGACUGGCAUGAACGACGACGUCGUGGACGACAUUGCCGAGGAGGACUCUCACGGCGAUGCCCGUGAAGGUAAGCGCUACGGGCACCACGACGACGAAGACGACGACGAUCGCGUUCCUCGUGCACACCCCGACCGUCGUACUGCCGGCCCGACUGAUGACACCCGGCCGCAGCGAUUCCGCAGCGGUCUCGGCGAACAAGAUCGCGCCUCCGCAAUCCACGUGCACAUAGGCUGAUAAUCGGCGUUAAGAAAUUUUGCGUCGUAGAAAGCGCGAUCCUCGAAGUGAUUACAAGUGACGAGCCGCCCGUGGCGUUUCUCGUCGAACCCCUCGAGGAAGAUUUCUCUAAAAUUCCCUACUUCUCUGAGUGUUUCACUUCCGUGAAAAGUAGUCGCAGACGAAGAGGAUCAAUCGGCCCAUCGAAUGGGAAAAUCACUUUCCUCGGAAAGAUUCUUUCUUUCCUCGAGGAUCUUCCCCUGAAGAAAAGGUCUCUUCCUAAAGGACACAAGAAUUACAAGGACCGAGACCUUCCUUCGCAAGAGAAAGCACGCUAAUUGACAUCGAGUGUGCCUUUCCUCCGGAGAAAUUCUACGCAGAGGAGAAUCCUUACGUUAAUCGUUCCGGUUGCUGGAAUACCGGAGACCGCCAUUGCGGUGAACGACGACAGGUGCGCGUGACACGAGGGGGACAACCAUGAAUGUUAGCACGAACGACCUUCCGGUGCGGCGAUGCAGCACGACGUGGCUCGCGUGACUCGCGCCGGUCACGAGUAAAGAGGAUCGGUCUCCACCUCUAGCCACCACCCUCCUCGCGUAAUACCGCGGCGGCGGCGACGGCGGCGGCGGCGGCGGCGGCGGCGACGACGGCGGCGGCCACCACCACCAACGGUGCAACGCGCUGGCCCGUCUCUCCUAUUUAACCCCCCGCGUCCGCGGGAUACAAUCCUUACGACGAGGACACGCACACCAGGGUGGCACGAUAGUAUGACGGUGAUGCUGCUGCAACGUUCAGUCACCCCGCAGUCGACGCACAGCCAAAAGACAGCGACGAAGGACUGCAGCGCGAAGCCGCCCUUUCUCUUUCUGCUGGACGACCGUGAGGAGCAUCGGCACUCGACCGAUACCAACACCACGACUACUACGAACAAUAACAAUAACAACAAUAACAACAACAACAAUAACGUCAACAACAACAACGUCUUCAAAAGAGGUGACCGGAGGAGUAACAGCCGCGAUCACGUCGCCGACGAGGCGCCGUCGUCGGUGACGUCCCAACGACUCGCCGACGGUGGUGAGGACGUCGCGAUGCGAUAUUACCGCCUCUGGAUCUACGCCUGUAACCUGGUGCUGUUCGGUAGCGCGAUCGGCUUUGCCGCCGCGGUGUCGCAGACUCUCCUGUUCACCGGCGACCCACGUCGGCACGUGGUGCCGGGUGUACCUCGCGUCUACGACCCCACCGCGCUCUACGGCUAUCUGGCACUGACGGCGCAGUUGGGCCUGGUGCAAUUACUCGGUUGCAUCGCCGCCAGACGGCUCAGCGCCCGGUUGCUCCACGUCUAUUGGAUAUUACUGCUGAUACUGCUGUUCGGCGACGCCGUCGUCGGCGUCGCCUGGAUCUUCCGUUUCGAGAAAAUGCGCGCCGACCUCAGACCCACGCUCAAACUACGUUUGCAGGUGGACUAUGACAAGGAGAUGCGAUUUAGCGAACAAUGGGAUCGACUUCAGCGGGAGUUCAUGUGCUGCGGGGUGACCGGACCCAAGGAUUUCAAUCAUCGUGACAACUUGCCAUUGACCUGCUGCGAGCCCAGCGUUAACGUCAGCGAGCCCUGUCAGAACCCGUACAUGCGCGGCUGCGAGGAGACGCUCGUACGCUGGCUCAGGAAGACGGCGGACCUACUGUUUGUCCUAGGUUUCUGCGUCAUCGCCUUCGCCAAGCUCUGCUUCCUCGGCAUCCUACGCUACGAGAUACGGGAAAUGAUACAGAAGAUACGAAUGCUGAGGGAACCGCCGCCGCCGGCCACGCCGUUCGCGCAACCGCUCUUUUCCCAGGUGCUGCCGGAAACAGCCAACAACGGCAGCAUAGUGAGACGCACAACGUUACCUAACACUGUUAUGCCUUCCGGCAACGCGUCGGUGUUGCUACAGUCGGACGAAUGCAACACCGGCCGGCAUCCUCUGUUGGCGAACAAUCUGCAGGAUGGUGGUGCUGACAGCGAUACAAAUAGUCACUGCGCGCUAAUACUCGAGGAGACGACACCUACCUCGACGAACAACCACAAUUGCGCGGCCGGCGGCGGCCGUGAGAAAAGCAACGGUAACAACAACUACGAGAUGCGUGAGUUUAACCGCAGGCUGUUGCUGUCGAACGGUACCAGCCCGGGUACAGGCGUGACCGUAACGAGCGGUCAGAAUAGGCGCACCUGACUAUGGAGAUGGUGGCGAAGCACCCAGAAUCGUUUCCUGUACAGGAGCAAUCGGCGACGCGCCGACAUACCGCUAUACAAGUAAAAGUACGACAAACUCUUUGUCAUACGUUUCAGUUUCUUUUUUAAGAAAAUAACACAUACAUCUAGCGAGCUACUGGCUGGCGCGAGUCCAACGGACGGUGUGGAUGUACCUAAGGAAACGUCGCCGCCGCCGCCGUCAUCAUCGAUGUCGUCGUAUCGACGAAAUCGGUGAAAGUGAAGAAGGUUGACAAUUGCUGCGUAGCUCGUCUUCUAUAGUCAUCCCUACUUCUCACCCUCGAGGUCUCAUCGCCGAUAGUGCGCACAAACGUAACACCGAGGGAAGACUGCGGCGACGGAUGACGUUGACGGCACAUGAGAGACCAAGCAUUCAUGAAUCGAUAUCACGGUGGGACUUUACAAUUAUUAAUGAAAGAACCAAAUCAAAACAUAUAUAAUAGUGCGAGAGAGAGAGAGAGAGAGAGAGAGAGAGAGAGAGAGAGAGAGAGAGAGCUAUCUUCAUUUUUGUAAGGUAAAAUUCAUGAAGGAGCAUUUAAAUUCGCCAAGAUCACGACGCGAGAGUAAAACUCCCCCGAUCAUCUUGCGCGAUUCGGGGGUGAAAAAAAAAAAGAAGAGAGCGCAAUCCGAGGCUGGAACGUCGUUGCCCUAUGAUUCCUUAAAACGAGCGACGAGCAACUCACCCCGCGUGAAAGACACAGUUCGAAGAAACCAUUCUAUUUACGGCCCGUACUCUCGUAGUCGUAUGCUAAUUUCGUCAUCGUCGACGUCGAACUAUAGAGGAUAGGUGCACGCUAAUUUUAAAUGGCCACUAGAAACAACUUUCUUUAGUCUCCUGACUUACGGAAUAAAUCCGCCGCUUUUCCACGCGAGCUUCCGCUGUGUUUGUGCGCGCGCGUCCCUAGCCGCGGUGGCUACAUCCUCGGGUUGUUCAUUAACUGCCCCGGGCUCUCCUCGCAAGUAUACACCUUGCAUAUACAUGCCUUACUGUCCUCGCAUAAUCAGUGUGCAUAACUACUUGUGCAAAUUUUAUUUUUAGUCGUGAAACUUUCUUGUGUUACCCAUAUCCGAAUAAAGCCGUCAUCGAUCGUGUCAUCAGUGUACCCGGUCAUAUCGUCCGUCGUGCCGUUUCUCAUUCGAAGAUAAACUCCACGCCGGUAGUAUGUCACAGUCGAAUGUAACUAUCGUCACCUAAAUAAAUGACACACGUAGCUCUUGUUCCCGUUGAAUCUCCGCGUAGAAUUGUUUCUAGACCGACGAUUCUGUUGAGUUAAUUAAAGACUCUGAGCUAGUAAUCAGAUAUACUUCGUGGAUCGUGUUUCUGUCUGGCAAAAUAUUAUCUUGACGGUGCAUCUCCUUUCUAUCUAUGUCGCAAAGAUAUCUCUCUCAAAAAUCCCGUAGAUAUUCAUUUUAUCUUUUGAAUCCACAUAUCAUGGAUAUUAUUAUAUCACUGUUAAAACAACAGAAAAAGCAGCAAAUUUAGUUGACCGACGUUAAACGAUUUUUUUCUAUCACAACUAUUUGAAGAAUAGUUAUGAUUCAAAACUUGUUAACAACUUCUACGACUUUUGUUCGACUUGAGGAAAUUAUAUCUUUGCGACUUCAUGACGUUUGAUUCUCUUAAUAAUGCAAACAACUUGUAUUUGUUCAGACCAGUGAACUAUGCUUCACAGUGCUGUCUAAUCAGCUAUCGUAUUUCGCGACUACAUUCAUUAAAUUCUGUAAUGAUUCUUAAGAGAUAAUUACGAUAGUUACGGGAAAAUAUUGUGAGAUACUACUGCCAAAUUGAUGAUCCUCUUAUCCUUCUCUGAGAAGAUGAAUGUACGUUUAGACAAACUAUUCUGGAGCGAUCAGAAUUUGCUUAGUUUCUUCCUUAAUAACAUUAAUAAUAUAACAGAAAACGAAAGAACGAGGAAAUGAGAGGGAAAGAGAGAUUUCCGAUAUAGGCGAUGAUUAAAUAAUUUCUAAUCGCUGUUACAUAAACAUCUAAAAGAUACGCGUCACGCAAGUAGCUUGUACCGAUACGUUCCUUGUAAUUACACCAUCAUUAUUGAACUAAGAUAAGUAUGGACCGGAGAUAUUUCAUUCUCAAUGUUUCAAACUAUUUUCCCCUUUUUCUUUUCGCACGCCUCGUAUGCCACUCCGGUGUCCCAAUAAUUGAGAUCCGUCUUAUAAGCGACAAAGACGUAGCGUAACACUCGAAAUAAUUGGCUUCCUAGCUAGGAUUAAAGGAAUCUUAGGGUUAUACAUUUAAUGAGGAUGCAAUGAUAACGGAUACAAAUACUAUUGUAGGCUGUAUAUACCGGCAUAGAUAAUAAGUGUCGAUCGUCUGCUUAAGGAGAAACCGAGAUAUUAUCUGUUAAUUGUUCGAACGCACGUCUCCGCCGAUGUCACAAAAUGGGACGCUUUACGUUAAUCCUAUCUGUCGCAGUUGAAUUUACGUGUUUCGAAAUCUGGCGUUUUACAUGUCCAAGUAUAAUUACGCUAGUCUGGAAAACAGGGUAAUUAUUAAUCUCAAACGGUUGCCUGAUCAUCUUUGGGCCACUAUUAGCGAAGUAGAACAUUUGUGCGUGCCGCCAAGUAAGAUAAUUGACUCCUUUCAUUUUCUCUAGGUAAAAAGAGAUUCUUUUGCCGACCACGUGCAUUCAAUCAUUCUUUCUUAAUCAGACUAUCGAAUUGUUGUUGAAUGUAAUAAUAAUGUGAAAGCUUACACCUCGCAGACACACAGCCUCUGCCACUAAAUGUAUAUAAAGAUGUUAUAUACAGAAGAUAGAGAGAUAUUAAUCGUUUUUUAAUUAAUUAGGCGAAAGAAAAUACAUUCGGAAAGAAAGAAAAAAAAACCAAUACGAAACUUAUAUAUCAACUUUGGAGAAACGAGAUACUUGAAUUUACUUCGGUUGUUGUAUCAAUGUACCAUCUAUUAGAAAAAAA